Molecule: messenger RNA, 428 nt
Organism: Acanthoscelides obtectus
Lineage: Eukaryota; Metazoa; Arthropoda; Insecta; Coleoptera; Chrysomelidae
Source: the annotation of a GenBank genome assembly
GAUAACUUAUCCAUUUUCCAUUACUUUUCAGUAUAACAAUACCUAGCACGCACAUGUGUCUAAUGCGUCGAAUUUUUUUCCCUCCGUCAAAUCAAGAGGUUUACUGUGGUUGUAUUUUUAAAACUUUACUGUUUCCUUUUGGGUAUUGCUGCCAUAAAGUGUUCUUAAGAGAAUGGAUAAGAGAAAAAGAACUCGGAAAAAUAAUACAUCCAACAAAGAAAGUCAACAGGCUCAUUUAGAACAUCCAGAAAAAAUUAAAUCUGCUGUAUUAGCACUGGUGAACAACAAUAUGAAGAUUAGAAAAGCAGCUGUACAUAAAAACAGCCCCUGGUAAAUUCAUGUUCCCAGAAAAGAAAGAUGAUCUUAUUGUAAGGGAAGACAUUGUCGCCAAACGUCCAGUUCCAUUUAUGUCGGGGGGAACAAGAGCU